This is a messenger RNA of Mauremys mutica (yellowpond turtle), 5080 nucleotides long. It is a transcript of the gene COMMD6, whose product is annotated as COMM domain containing 6. The transcript has 7 exons. The coding region runs from base 77 to 700 and encodes 207 amino acids. NCBI's taxonomy places the organism in Eukaryota, Metazoa, Chordata, Testudines, Geoemydidae. Gene Ontology annotation, molecular function: NF-kappaB binding. The record is from RefSeq and is a predicted model, not a curated record.
GCUAACCAAUGAGGGUGGCCGCUCGCGGGUGUUAGCGGAAGCCCCUUGGCGGGGUCUCCGGGCGGCUGGCGGAAGGAUGGCAGCCAGCGCUGCCGGGGUGGGUGCGCGGUCCCUGGAGCCCCUUGAUUUUGGCAGUACUGCUGAUAUUAUUAAACUAAUACCUAAGGAUCUAUUUGCUGAGCUAUGUGAGCGAAUUAUUCAGCAUCUUCAUGGUCAGAGCCCAGGUGUAGAUACAGUAGAACUAUGCCAGAGAUUUCAAACAGCUGGAGUUGAAAUGAAUGUUGCUGACCUGGCAAAGAUAAUUAAUGUUGUUUCCUUUUUAUUCGGCACAGCGGCUAAAAACAACUUGUCUGCAGAAGAACUCUCCACUGGUCUGGGUAAUGCAAUCAGUACGCUGCCAAAACAUGCCGUUCAGGUUAUUCGCCAUAUAUGGAAUGAACAGGGUAAAUUUAUCAUUAUGUCAGAAGAUGCUAGAAAUAUGGCAACAGUGGGACAGAUUAUAGAUAUUCACUGGAAACUGGGAAUGGCAGUGAGCUCUGACAGCUGUAGGUCUCUUAAGUACCCUUACGUUACAAUGACACUAAAAGUGGCAGAGCCUUCGGGCCAGAUAAUGAGCAAGUCUUUUGAAAUGACAAUCCCACAGUUCCAGGACUUCUUCAGACAUUUCAAGGAAAUGGCAGCUGUUCUUGAAACAGUUUAAAUACUUCAAAGACACACUUUACUUGAUCCUAAUAAGCCUUCCUAUCUUGCACAAGUAAUUGUGUUAAUGUUUAAGUAAGGUAUGUAUUCUCAUGGUUUUGUCAGUAUAUUUUCCAAUAGCUUCCUUUUUUUUUUUUUUUUUUGGAUCACACUGAAAGCUUUUUUUAUGUAACUUUUCUUCUAAAUAUAUGAAGGAACAAACUCUUCCAAGGUGGCAAUCUGAGUAAAAGUCUAUUUAGCUCUAUUCAGGCAGAAGAUUGUGCUAGGACAUGGCACAACCUCAAACUUUUCCUACUGUUCAACAGCAGAAGCUAUGUACUGUAUAUAAACUCUGCAAUGUGGAAACACCCAUGAAAAUGCUAACUGAGGAAACUACUGGAAGAAGUGUAAACCCCAUGUUUACACUUUUCUCUAAAAUCAUGUCGUUGAUGUGCACAUGGAAUCAAUUAUAUCAUUAGCUAUGUAGAGUAUAUAAAAUUACAGUCAGCAAGCAUAUUGUUAGCCAUGAAGAAUAGUUGUCACCAAACUGAUAAAUUCCAGUUAUAUCAAGUAGGUUGGAAGCCUAAUUUUUACUCCCUUUUGUUAAUUACUGGAGAACAUAUUCCAUCAUUCUAUUAAUAAAUUAUUGUUACUUCAAUGUAAGAUUAGUAUCACUGAAAUAUUUCCAUAAAUCUGGAUUUACCAUCUCUCCUAUUGCAGUAAAUAUCUCUAGUAAAACAGACCUAAAAUCUUCUGUGCAGGGAAGUUAACAUUGACUAAGCGGAAUUUAUAGGUAAGUUUAAAUUUUAAAAGUGAACGUGCGUUCAAAAAAUAGCAAAUAGAUACAGUUGAUAGCACAUUAUUUUGUUGCUUAUGUAUGUUCUAUAGUAAAUCCAACUUUAAACUUGUGCCAUUUACUUACUAUUCUGAUUUUUGUUUCCUAAUUAAACUGGAAGCUUGAUGCAGUUGCAUCACUUGGUAUUCUGAACUGGAAAUUUGAAGUCAAGAAAGGUCAGCCUGAGCUAAACACAUCACUUACGACAAUAUUAAGAGUCUGACAGUCUCUUAGCUUCAGUACACCUCUACCCCGAUAUAACACCAUCCGAUAUAACACGAAUUUGGAUAUAAUGUGGUAAAGUAGUGCUCUGGGAAGCGGGGCUGCUCGCUCUGGCAGAUCAAAUCAAAUUCGAUAUAACGCGGUAAGAUUUUAUUUUUUUUUUGGCUCCUGAGGACAGCGCUAUAUCGAGGUAGAGGUGUACUUUCUCUGGUAGGAGUCCACAGGACUGCAUUGCUGUCUGUCCAGAGACUGGUUGUCCUUGUUGGUCAGCAGAAAAAUUCUGACUUAGUGGCCAUCUGUGAUCAAGAAUGAGGGUUAACUUCAAAUAUGGAAUAAUUCAGCUUUCCAUUUUUGAGUGUUUUCAUAUAAACAGAAUAAUUUAAAAUGGAAGAUUACAACUAAUUGGAAUUAGACAUACUGAAAACAAAAUAUUCUGACAUAAGUAUGCUGAUGGUGUUCAAAUCAGAUCAUGCUUUACUUGUGCAGUGGAGCAAAUAAGUCCUGUAUGAAAACAGAAUGGAUGAGGGUUACCUGACUCAGGCUUGGUCUUGAUGAUUAGACUAGAUUAAAAUAGGCUGAGGCAAGCAAUGGGAAAAAAAUUGGCAACAGUCAUCUAUGUGCUACUGACAGAGGGGCUGCAUCCACCAUUUGACCUACUUUCACAAUAUCGAAGGUGGUUGGAACAAGAGCUGCUUUUAGAAGAUCAAGUAGCAGUGGCUAGAAGAGUUCAAGCUCUUCUUUCUGAUGCAGCUUUUGCUAUCCUGAUCUCUGCCUUUUGUCACCUCAGGACAAUAUGAUUGCAAUGCACUCUGUUGUGGGUGCACUCUGGAACCAUUCAAACUCAAGGCUGUGCAGAGUGUGUCUGCUCCUUUGAGCAUAAUGCAGGGAGCAUAGCACCAAUACUCAGAGUUGCACUGGAUUCCAGAUGAACUGAAAGAUGAUGGGUUUAACCUUUUAAAACUAAAUAGUUUGGGACCUUACUUGAGGGACUGUCUGCAGUUCAGAUCAGUAGGCAUACGCAAGUGGCACUUGACUGAUCUGAAAAUGAGGAGGCUGCUUGCAGAACAUUCUCUGGGAGAGGGUAUGGCCUCUAGAAUGUACUUCCUUCCUCAUUCUGCCAGAACCUGAGUGUCUCAGCCUGGGCAUACUACAAAGUCCACUUUUUAUGAGCAUUCAGGGAGAUGGUACAGAGAGUCUCAUCACAUGGUCAAUUGAAGGACGUCUAGAAGAGCCUAAAUUGGUGUUUGUAAUUGGAACCUAUUUUAUUUUUUAGGUAACUGCAUUUAAGAGUUUUGGGGACUGUUCUUAGACAUGUGCAUAGGUGACAGAAAAGUAAAAUAAAACACAAGUAAAAGGUUGAACCCAAAAUUUUGGGGUGACACUUGAUACUUAAAUUGCUGUUACAAACUCUAGUCAGACUUUGUAUAGCUGACAAUGUUUGUGCUGACAUUGGAACAUGAGUGGAGAAAAGACACUUCGGUUAUUGAUGCCUUUUUGUCCAGAAACAUUAAACUAGCAUUAAUAGCAGCUUCUCUAAGUGAAGAUUGAGAGUUUUGGUUACCAGUUCUGUUUACUUCUCUUCACGAUGUGGCAGACCUGUGCAGUUGGAGCAAUUUGCAGCAACCCUAUUUCCAGAAGAGACAGGGAAGUGUUAGUACCAUUAUACAAGGCACUGGUGAAACAUCAUUGGGAAUACCAUGCACAAUUCUGUUCUCCCAUGUUUAAGAAAGAGAUGAGUUCAAACUGGAACAGAUGCAGAGAAGGGCUAUUAGGAUGAUCAGAGGAAUGGAGAACCUGCCUUGAGAGGAGACUUAGAGAUUGGCUUGUUUAGCUUUACCAAAAGAAGGCUGAGGGGAGAUAUGAUUGCUCUCUGUAAGUACAUUGCAGGGAUAAUUACCAGGGGGAGAGAGGAGUUAUUUAGCCAAUGUUGACACAAGAACAAAUGGAUAUAAACUGGCCAACAACUUUAGGCUCAAAAUUAGGUGAAGGUUUCUAACCAUCAGAGGACUAGCCUCUGGAAUAGCCUUCCAAGAAGAGCAGUGGGGGCAAAACUAACAGGCUUCAAGGCUGAGCUUGAUAAGUUUAUGGAGGUGAUGGGAUGAUAAGGUUGCCCACAAUGACAUGUGGCCCAUCGGCGACUGCCAGUAGCAAAAAUCCCCAACAGCUGAAUUUGGGACACUAGAUGGCGAGGGCUCUGAGUUAUUACAGAGAAUUCUUUCCCAGGUAUCUGACUGGUGGGUCUUGCCUACAAAUGCAGGGUCUAACUGAUCGCCAUAUUUGGGGUUGGAAAGGAAUUUUCCCCUGGGUCAGAUUGACACAGACCCUGGGGUUUUUUCACUUUCCUCUGCAGCAUGGGCCAUGGGUCACUUGCAGGUUUAAACUAGUGAAUUAUCUAUAACUUGAAGUCUUUAAACCAUGAUUUGAAGACUUCAGUAAGUCUUGGUCUACACUUUAGGGGAGGGGGGAUUGAUCCAAGAUAUGCAACUUCAGCUACGAGAAUAGCGUAGCUGAAGUCAACAUAUCUUAGAUCGACUUAGGUAGACUUACUUCGCAUCCUCGCGGUGCGGGAUCGAUGGCCGCCACUCCCCCGUCGACUCUGCUUCCGCCUCUCACCCUGGUGGAGUUCCAGAGUCGACGGGGAGCGCGUUUGAGAUCGAUGUAUCGUGUCAGCUGAACGUGAUGCAUCGAUUCCCUGAUAGAUAGAUCCAGCGGGUAGUGUAGACAUACCCUUACUCAGCCAGAGUUUAGAGGUUAUAUUUCAGGAGUGGGUGGAUGAAGUUCUGUGCCUGCAAUGUGCAGGUCAGACUAGAUGAUCAUGAUUGUCCCUUCGGACCUUAAAGUCUGAGUCUAAAACUGUCACGUUAUGGCAACCUGAGACCGUAAUGCCAGAAACAUUAAUGAAUACUUUGUGAAACGUCCCUGCAUGCCAGGGUAUUGAAACUUGCUGGAAGAACCCCGGAAGCCUGUGUUUGGUAUGACUGUUCUGAUAAAUCUCAGCGAAUGCCUUUUUGAUUUAUAUUGUUUUAAAUAGAUGGUGAUUGAGAGUUGGCUAUUGAGGCAUAUUCCAGAUGUUUUAUUCAGUCAUCUGUAAGAACUACAGCAUUAAACAAUGGAACAAUUAAAUACUUAAUUAAAAUUGUUUUAGAAAUGGAAUUGUAUGGAAUAGUGAUACUGGCAAGUUAGACAAAAGCAACUUUUUACUAUUGUGUCUGUGGAACCAGAUUUGUAGCAAAAUAAGGAAUCCCAUCUUGUCUUUAAUAUUACUUUCCAUUUUAAUACAGAUUUCUGUACCAUGCAUAUUUUUGUAUGUUUACAAACUAAGUUAUUAAAUAUUUGGAUAACGAA